Messenger RNA from Caenorhabditis briggsae, 966 nucleotides. Gene Ontology annotation, cellular component: membrane. Lineage: Eukaryota; Metazoa; Nematoda; Chromadorea; Rhabditida; Rhabditidae. The transcript has 6 exons. Gene Ontology annotation, molecular function: zinc ion transmembrane transporter activity. The record is from RefSeq and is a predicted model, not a curated record. Gene Ontology annotation, biological process: zinc ion transmembrane transport. Bases 1 to 966 code for a protein of 321 amino acids.
AUGAUUCGGGGAAUCAACCCGAUAUAUCAGGCAUUGCUCGCUGCCACGUUCACAUGGGGAGUCACUGCACUUGGAGCUUCUCUAGUCUUUGUUAUGCGACAUCAAAGCAAAAAACUACUGGAUGUAUCUCUCGGAUUCGCAGCCGGUGUGAUGACUGCAGCUUCAUUCUGGUCCCUUCUUGCUCCAGCAAUAGAAAUCGCAGAAGGUGAUUAUGGAAAAUGGGCGUUUGCACCAGUCGCAGCUGGAUUUGCAGUGGGUGCCGGAUUCGUACAUUUUGCUGACACUCUAUUACCAUCAUGUGUCGGAGAAGCUGGAAUGACAUCGUUGCUAUCUCCACCUGCUCCACGAUCUGAUACAGAGAUGUCUUUGAUGCCUGCUCGAGAAGAUCUUGAUGUGGCUGCUCUCGCACGCUCGGUGAACGAAGAACAUCGGGAACGAGAUCGAUCCGUUGAAAACUGCAGUGAUAAGAGACCUGAUGUCAUUCCAGAGGAGGAUUAUCGGCAGUCCUGGAGACGAAUUCUAUUGCUCAUUCUUGCUGUAACCGUUCACAACAUCCCAGAGGGCCUUGCUGUGGGUGUCGGAUUUGGAUCAGCUGGUAAAACAAAACAAGCAACAUUCGAGUCCGCAUUCAAUCUGGCCAUUGGAAUUGGUUUGCAAAAUUUCCCCGAAGGACUUGCAGUUUCUCUGCCCCUUGCCGCUUUUGGACAUUCGAAACUUAAAGCAUUCUGGUACGGUCAGUUGUCUGGAAUGGUCGAACCGAUCGCAGCACUUCUCGGUGCGGCCGCUGUGAUCUUCAUGGAGCCAGUUCUUCCAUAUGCACUUGCCUUCGCUGCCGGUGCAAUGAUUUACGUGGUUGUCGAUGAUAUCAUUCCAGAAGCUCAAAGAAAUGGAAAUGGAAAAUUGGCAUCUUUAGGGUGUAUUAUCGGAUUCCUAGUUAUGAUGUGUAUGGAUGUUGGAUUGGGUUAA